This is a messenger RNA of Drosophila serrata, 1997 nucleotides long. RefSeq names its product mannosyl-oligosaccharide alpha-1,2-mannosidase IA pseudogene. The record is from RefSeq and is a predicted model, not a curated record. Lineage: Eukaryota; Metazoa; Arthropoda; Insecta; Diptera; Drosophilidae.
AGCAAGUCUUCUACAAAACAAUAAAAUUAAAAAGCAAGAAAUCAGAGAUAUAGAAAGCGUAGUAAUUUCCGUAAGACUUCACCAUGUCUCGCAUUAUUUCAAUUGGACGGAAAUCAAAGGUUUGUUCCUUUGAGAAAUGUCUGAUUGGACUCGUGGUGCUAACCUUGUGUUUCCUCUGCUUCGCCAUCAUUUUCCUACUGCCGGAAAACCGGGUUCUCUUGGUCUACAAGCACUUCCAGGAUGUGGAGACAGAGACCUUCUUUCCAGCUCCAUCUGGAGAGGGUCAAGUUGUCCAGGAUCCUUCCCAGAAAAUUGUGGAGACGAUUCCUGUCACAGACGAGGGUCAGGCUCAUGCAGCAGCACCGGUAGACCAGCAGGAUCAGGAACAGGAACGGAACACCAAUGACGAGGAUGAUCAGCAUGUGGGGACACCCGUUCAAGGCAGUGACGGCACCACCCAACAGUCGCAUCUUCCUCUCGGAGGCUGUGGCAAUGAUCAGGCACCAGAUUCCCUGAAUCCCACCCUUCAGCAGCGUCGGCAAAAGGUCAAAGAGAUGAUGCUGCAUGCGUGGCACAACUACAAACGGUACGCUUGGGGCAAGAACGAGCUGCGUCCCCUAUCGCGGCGUCCCCAUUGGGACAGCGUCUUUGGUUUCCAUGAUCUAGGUGCCACGAUAAUAGAUGGUCUGGACACCCUGUACAUUAUGGGACUGGAGAAGGAGUAUCGCGAGGGUCGUGACUGGAUUGAACGGGAAUUUCCGCUGGACAACAUUGAUGUGAAGCUAAAUGUCUUCGAGACAAACAUUCGCUUUGUUGGCGGUAUGUUGACAAUGUACGCCUUCACCGGGGAUCCACUGUACAAGGAGCGUGCUCAGCAAAUUGCGGACAAACUGUUGCCUGCCUUCAAAACUCACACGGGGAUUCCCUAUGCACUGGUUUACUCACAGACCGGUAUGGUCAGGAAUCACGAAUGGACAUUUGAUGGCACUUCGAUCCUUUCCGAAUUUGGUACCUUGCAUCUAGAGUUCACCUAUUUGAGUGACAUAACUGGGAAUCCGGUGUAUCGGGAAAGGGUUCAAACCAUUCGUCAGCUGCUUAAGAAGAUUAGGAAACCGAAUGGCCUGUAUCCAAAUUAUCUUAAUCCAAAUACGGGUAAAUGGGGACAGUAUCACAUAUCCCUGGGAGGACUAGGUGACAGUUAUUACGAGUAUUUACUAAAGUCCUGGCUACAAUCGGGACAAACUGAUGAGGAGGCACGCGAGAUGUACGACGAGGCAAUGGUGCCGAUUCUGGAGAAGAUGGUGUACACCAGCCGCAGUGGCCUGAUCUAUGUCUCUGAUCUCCAAAAUAAUUGGCUGGAGCACAAAAUGGAUCAUUUGGCCUGCUUCUCGGGCGGCAUGUUUGCCUUGGGAGCGGUCACAAGGCUAAAUGAUUAUACGGACAGGUACAUGGAGGUUGCAAAGGGUAUAACAAACACCUGUCACGAGAGUUAUAUACGAGCACCAACCCAAUUGGGACCAGAGGUCUUUCGAUUCAACGAAGGUGUGGAGGCUCGAGCCUUGCGAUCGGAGGAGAAGUAUUAUAUCCUGCGACCGGAGACCUUUGAGAGCUAUUUUGUUCUAUGGCGUUUGACUCAUGAUCAGAAAUAUCGCGAUUGGGGCUGGGACGGAGUCCUGGCCCUGGAGAAGCAUUGCCGCACGGCACAUGGAUACAGUGGUCUGCGGAAUGUCUAUCAAAAGAAACCGCAGAAGGACGAUGUUCAGCAAAGUUUCUUCCUGGCGGAAACACUAAAGUACUUGUACUUGUUGUUCUCGGAUGACUCGUUGUUGCCGUUGGACAAAUGGGUAUUCAAUACGGAGGCUCAUCCACUGCCAAUCAAGGGGAAGAAUGUGUUCUACAGGCAGGCGUCAGUAGGGGUUACAGCCUCUAAGGACUAGGAAGUGGGUCUAUCCAUAGACCUGCCUCUUACUUUGCUCGAAAUAUUAAAAUAUUUAAUG